GCUUGGUUGGCAAUUCAAAAACGAACAUGGCGCGUACAAGAUCCAGGUUUUCCAUGUACAGCAAACGGACUAAAUUCUAGAUAUAUAUUUUUCAAUGUGUUCUAUUUCUCUGAAAUACUCAUUUACGUCUGAGCUCUCUGAGAGCAGGGCAAGAAGAGCCGCAUCAUCAGCGAAUUUUGUGAAGGAGCAAAAAGGAGUAUCGGAUUGAAAAUCAUUGGUGUACAAAAUGAACCACAAUGACGAUGUCACAGCCCCCUGGGGCGCCCCUGUGUUAACUAUGCGUGCAUUUGAUAUAACAUUGUUUACCCUAACCCUCUGAGAUCUCUGGGUCAAAAAUUCAUUAGCCUAUAGUAUUAUGUAUGGACUAAUCUUCAACGCUUUCAUCUUUUCAAUGAGUAAAUGAAGUUGUAUAGUGUUAAAAGCUGAUGAGAAAUCAAUAAAGGACAAUCUUUUAUAAGUGUUCGAGGUAAACAUAUUAAUGACUUUACUCUGUAAAACAAAAUUAUUUAUGUCCUUGUGAAAUGAGUGGUCCUUGCAAUUCAAAAAGACUAAUUCAAUCACACUACGUGCUUUUAAAAGAGAAUUUAAAUGCAGAAAAAAUGGCCGACUUUUGCUUUCAAUCUGAAGUCAUCACAAUGGACCAAAAGGAGGAAAUUAUGGCUAAAAGUUGUCAGUCAGCUAGGAAUGGAAAACUUUUGGAUACCAUACUUCGACAAAGUUCUUGUGAUCUCACUUCUUCUGACAUUUUUAUUAAAGCACUAAAACAAUAUCACCCAGAAGUGUGGACAAAGCUUCCAACUGAGCCACAAACAUACGCUGACGUUCUAAAAAGAUGUGACAAUCCACAAGGAGUUGCAAGGAAUUCACCAGCAACAUAUCAAGAAAAUCAUAGCACCAUGACAAAUGUGAAAAGUCUAAUUGAGAAUCUGUCACACUUGACCACAACUCAACAACCAAAGGAUAAAAUAUUUAAAUGCCUGAACAUUCUUAAUGAAACGCUGAAAAGCGAAUUAGACUUUAGUUCAUUGACAGAAGAAUUUCUUAAAACAAGCAAUUUGCACAAUCUACUGUUGCAAAUAUGCAAGUUGGAAGAAAGUUUUUGUACAAAAAAAGUAGAUCUACAACUUUUAGCAUUGGCUUUGAAGAUAACACUUCGACUGGUGGAAACGAACACAUUCUUUUCUCAGACUUUGUGCAGUGAACAUCAUCUUUCGACGUGGGUUCAUAUCCUUAUAAAGUCUCGUAUGCCUCAGCAGUCUUCUAGUCAAGGAACACAAACACGUUCAAGAAGUCAAUUGUUCGGCAUUCAAUCUUCAUGUCUCAAUAUCUUAAGUAACAUAUUGGCCUGUCAAAUCUGUAACGCUGCGAUAUUUGACAACAUGGACAUAUCUAAGAUAUUAAAACCUUAUGUCGCCAGUGAGAACGAGGAGCACCGAGUUCCUAGCACAUUAAUUCUGAUAUUUCUUCACAAGUCAAGUGAAUUGCUGCCCCACAUCACAGAGACAGUUAAUACUCUUGUUGAUUGGUUGAAGAAAGUCUUAGAGCAGACAGAAGAGAAGAGAGCUAUAAGUCCCAAUGCUGCAUGUACUUUAAGAGGGCUCGUACAACUUGCUUCUGUUGAAACUUUUCAAGAAAAGAUCAAAGAAAGCCAGUAUAUUAAAUCUCUUGUAGGGUCCGACUGCUGGGACUGUCACCCUCUAGAUGCACGCCUCUACCUGAAACUGUUAGCAUCACCCAACUUUAUCAGCUUUAACAGUACUGGAGAAAGUAAUUGCAGAAGCAUGACAACAACAAUUCAAGACUCAGACACUAAUUUGCUUAUCAUCGGAAUCAAAGGCUGUGGGAAAAGUUCUCUUGGAAAUUCUAUCCUUGGUAGAUGUGCUUUUCAAAUCAAUUGUGACAAAGAAGAAAUGAAAGAAACGAUUGCUGUUGAAAAGGGCACAUUUAAUGGAAGAGUACUGGCUGUUGUGGACACGCCCUCCGUGACGGAGACUCUCUCUAUUCAAAAACAGUGUCAAACUCUAAGCGAUGCAUUUAAUAGCAACAAAAACGGGUAUCAUGCCAUACUGCUAGUUCUACAGUAUGGCUUCAGGUUCGAGUCCCAAGAUCUCAUAGCUAUUGAAGAUUUUAAAAGGAUAUUUGGAGAACAUUUUUUGAAAGACUAUGGUAUUUUAGUUUUCACUUUUGGAGACUACUUUGAACAAGAUGUUCUGUAUAACGAACAGACAUUUGAACAGUGGCUUAGGGAACAAAGCAAUCUUAGUGACCUCAUCAGGGAUUGUAAAAAUAGAAUCAUAUUAUUUAACAACAUGACACACGAUGAAACAAAGAUGUCUCAACAAAGAAUCCAGCUUUUUCAAUAUAUAGAUAAAAUAAGAUUAGCAGACUCUACAUUUUCAAAAGAACAUUUUUUACGCGCUGAAAAAACUCGAGACAAAUUAAUUCAGGAUGAAACGAAACGAACUAUUUUCAAAAGUGUAUCAGAAGAAGUCAAUUUAUUGGAGCAAGAUUUGCAUUCAGUUACACUGAAAGCUAAAAUAGAAGAUCAACAAUGUCAGCUGCAGAUGUUACGAGAAACAGCUACUACACUACAAGAACGAAUCAACCAAGAACAAAUCAAUAACACUUUCAAUUAUUCCCAUUUGUAUCAUAAGGUUCAGCACGUCAUUAGUGAAAUAGAAAAUCAAAAGAAGUUAUUGAAAGGGAUUACCUCCAACAGAAGGAAAUUAAGCAAAAAGUGUUCCCGUCACUACAAUAAAUGAAAGAUGGAUUGUAUGGAAUAUAGCGUGCGCCUUUUACAUCGUUUAAUGAUUUAUUAAAUGUGUUUUGAGUUCGGAUAAUUUUACUUGAAUGUUUAUGACAGAAUAUCUUAAGCUCACUUAAAGAUAUCACUCAGGUCUCAGCAUUUAUCCAUUCUAUUUUAAGAGACCAACAGUAUUUCUAAGUAUUUGUUAGUAGAAUAUGCUAACAAAGAGGACUGGAUUCUUUUUUUUUUGUCAAAAAAAAAUUAUUAAAAAAAAGUUAUUUCAGUUUUAAAAUCCCUGUUGAACUCUAGACGCCUUCUUACUCUACGCUCACUGUAGGUAUCAAACCUUCAGUUCCCUAAACGUAACACUGACAUUUUUUAGCCUGUGCUAGUUAGUUUAUGACGAUUCCAGUUUCUUGCAUUUUAAGCGGCCGCCGUAAAGGGAAAAGCCGCUAAUAGGUUUGUGCAAAAUGUCCGUCUGUCACAAUCAGAUCUCAAAAACUAGAAGAGAAAUGAAAAAUAUUAUUUCACCAUGCGAUUCGGCUUGAAAAGUUUAGGUGCAACGGCUACAAAGUCAAAUAUAUUUAUAAAAUGUAUUAGAAAUGUUCACAACAAAUAUAAAUAAUAGUUAAAGGUGUUUUUUCUAGUUAACUAGCUGCUAAAAUUAAAAGAAAACAUUUAUAUUUGUUUAUAAAGACUAAGAAUGCAUUUUGUAUGUAAAUAUCACGCACAUUUUUUAAAAUGGACUUUUUAUGCAACGACUUUCGUGCAGUAGCGUGACAAGCAUCUGCAAGGCAUGGUGCUAUCAGUUCCCUCAAAUUUUAAAAAUAAUCAGAUUUUUUUUUUGUUUAAUGCCCCCAUCAGAAUAAGAGAGGCUUAUUUUGUCGGUCGGUCGGUCUGUACGUCACGUUUAAAUAAAAAAAACUCUAUAAGCUAUUAAAAAUCUGAUUUACCCUUUAAUGUUCCUCCCGUAACAUCUCUAUAGUUUUAAGUAUCUAUAAUUGAUUGUUCUGGAUGUUUUUGUGCAAAACUAAUCAAUGCCAAUGAAUGCUUAAGGUAUCUUAGUGUUAAAUAUGUUUAAGUGAUAAUAAGUGUAAUAGGAUUUGGUAAGUGUUGACUGGUUUUUGGUAAAUAUAGAAUUGUAUUGAUGGAUGUUUUAAAUUUUGGUGUUUUAAUAACUGUUGAUAGAAGAACUUUGUUAAGAGUCGUUGUUAACAUUAUGUAGAAAUUUGUUAAACCUAUUCGUUUUUACAAAUAAUUAUAAUAAUUAUUGGUCUCACAUCAUUUUAUUUAACACUGGCAUUAUCCACUGGCUACAGUAAUAGUUUCCAGGCUAUAUAUUGUUUCAUAUGACUAUCCAAACACAGUGGCAACUUCAAUAUUUAUCCCACAGUGAUGCAGACCAUGUCACGUUGAAGUGGGAUGGCCCGAUUCACAACUUCCCACCUUACACACAUACAUACUUUUGGCACCAGAACUCUAGUAGCACUAGUUAUAGAAUAGAAUAUUUUAAAUUAUGACAACUUAACAGAUAUUUAACUGUAUUUAUACUGGAAAUUAACAUUAACAUUUUUUAGGUAGUGUUCACUUGAAAUAGUAGCAAAGAUCUGCAUGAUGUUUAUCACAGUUGAAAUGUUUACAAAUAGCUGAGUUUGUGAACUAAUGAAAACGGGGUAUCAUAACAUUGAUCUAGACCACUAAAAAACAUUAUUUUUUAAAAACAUUUUUGAAUUUCAAAACAAAUUUCAUAUUGAGACGCGACGUACAAAUCAAACCAAGAUGUACGACUCUUCAUUGCAAAAAUAACAAGAUAAAAAAAAAACAGUCUGUGUUAUCACACAAAAACAGAAGUGACCCCCAGACGAUUCCGCCCAUGGAGAAGAAAUUUUUAAGACGUAAAAAUAAUUUCGCGACGAAAUGAUUCUGGAUCUGGAAAGCAGAGUAAUAGCGACAUUUCCAACCCCCUACUAACUACUGGAUCUGGCAAGCAGAGUAAUAGCGACAUUCCCAACCCCCUAAUAAAUACUGAAUCGCCUAUUAAAGGGAAAAGCCACUAAAAAUGAAGAAAAAACGGCUUUUAUGAUUUAAGUAUUUAAAGAUCUAGAAUACAAGGAAUAAUUAAGUCAUGGCCUUUUUGGAUUUGAUAAAAGUGAUAUAAGAACGAAGUAAUAACAGACGUUUUUAAUAACAUGAACCAUUGAGAAAUCAGAACACUUUUUCUUAAAGAAAAAACAAGGUUACAAAGAGAGGUUCUGAUCACACAAACUCAGAGGCGGUGAUAUUAAAAAAUCAUUUGAUGCAAUUAUUUCUUAUGACACAAUGUCCGAAACAACUUAUAGGUAAUGAAAUAUAUGUUAGUAAAUAGAUUUUCAUUUAGCGUUUAUAUGCUAUUUAUUUUAAUAAUCCACAACAACUUAGGGCCUAUUAUUGAUCAUGAAUUGUUUUUUUUUUCUUAAGCAAGAAAAUUAAAUGUAAUAUAAGUUAAUUUUUUUUUGAGGAUUCGAAUAAGAGAUUGAGCUUUUUCAGUACAAUUACAUCAAUUAUAAGACUUCAGUAAGGCCAUGAGAGGCGCGAUAGCUGAGCGGUAAAGCGCUUGGCUUCCGAACCGGGGGUACCGGGUUCGAAUCCUGGUAAAGACUGGGAUUUUCAACUUCAGAAUCUUUGGGAGCCUCUGAGUCCACCCAGCUCUAAUGGGUACCUGACAUUAGUUAGGGAAAAGUAAAGGCGCUUGGUCGUUGUGCUGGCUACAUAACACCCUCGUUAACCGUAGGCCACAAAAAAACAGAUGAACUUUACAUCAUCUGCCCUAUAGACCAUAAAGUCUGAAAGGGGAACUAGUUAGGCCAGGUUCACAUCUAACUUUGCAUUCACUUGCACCUAUCCUUUGAUCUGCUGGACCGUUGGGGCACUACACAAGAUCUGUCAACCUUCUUUCUCCAUUCUUAUCUCUCAUUGGUCUUUGAUGUAAUUUCAUUCGGAUGUUCUUUCUGAAAAUAUUGAAGCCUGCCUGGGUGGACCACUUCGGGGGCCGAUUUUGAGUUUGUGUUUCCACACAAACUAUCUUUGUAACCUUUUUUUAUCUAAAUGUGACGAACAGAUAGACCAACAGACAAAACGCACAAAAGUAAGCGGCUUUUAUCCUGAUGGGGGUAGUAAACAAAAAAUAAAUAAAAUCUAAUUAUUUAAAACGUUUUGAGGGAACUAGUUUAGUAAUAUAUGUACUGCCGCGGCCGUCACGCUACUGCACAAAAGUCGCUGCAUAAAAAGUCCAUUUAAAAAAAAUGUGCAUCACAUUUACAUACAAUGUGCAUUCUUAGCCUUCAAAAAACAAACAUAAAUGUUUUCUUUCUUACCAACAAAAACUCAGUGAACUAUUAUUUAUAUUCGUUGUGAACAUUUCUUGUACAUGUUAUCACUAUAUUUGACUAAGUGAUACUAAAAAUACACAACAAAUUAUAUUUCUCUGUGAACAUAAUGUCAACAUAAUCUCCCUUACAUUUAUGUUUGGUUUAAGAAUUGGUGUAUUUUUAUGGGGAAAAAAUCGCUUGCAUAACUAGUCUCAUAAACUAAACGUUUUGCUUUUAGUCAACCAAAAGUAGCCUCUGCACCUCAACUUUGCAAGCCACAAUGCAUGGUGAAAAAAAGAUUUUUCAUUUCUCUUCUAGUUUUGAGAUUUGAGUGUGACAGGCGGGCAGACGGAUAUUUUGCACAAGCCAAGUAGCAGCUUUUUCCCUUACGGGAGCCACUAAAAAAGUGCAUUCUUAACAAUUAUAAGCAAAUAUUGAUAAUUAUACUUGUCGACUUUCUAUCAUGAAAGUAAGUCAGAAAAGCGAUUCAAAUGAAUCGUUUAGUGUUAAUUUGUUUGUCUUUUUUCACUUGAAAGAAAACUGAGAUGAACUACCUAUUACCGAUAAUGAGCCUUCUGGACCUUUUGAAAAGAAAUUCUAUUUAUAGAAAUCAAUAAAUUGAGUUUAAAGAAUCA
Messenger RNA from Biomphalaria glabrata, 6728 nucleotides. RefSeq lists its product as uncharacterized. Lineage: Eukaryota; Metazoa; Mollusca; Gastropoda; Planorbidae. The coding region runs from base 522 to 2762 and encodes 746 amino acids. The record is from RefSeq and is a predicted model, not a curated record. The transcript has 13 exons. Gene Ontology annotation, biological process: regulation of apoptotic process. Gene Ontology annotation, molecular function: GTP binding.